This is a messenger RNA of Lineus longissimus, 3260 nucleotides long. RefSeq names its product kinesin-like protein KIF28P. The coding region runs from base 13 to 2967 and encodes 984 amino acids. Gene Ontology annotation, molecular function: microtubule motor activity; ATP binding; microtubule binding. The transcript is spliced from 24 exons. Gene Ontology annotation, biological process: microtubule-based movement. Lineage: Eukaryota; Metazoa; Nemertea; Pilidiophora; Heteronemertea; Lineidae. The record is from RefSeq and is a predicted model, not a curated record.
AUAGUUUACAAUAUGGCUGAAUCUGUAAAAGUUGCGGUGCGAGUUCGCCCAUUUAAUUCGCGCGAGAUAGCGCGUAAGGCGACCCUCAUCAUUGGCAUGAGUGGUCAGCAGACGACUAUAAAGGAUCCAGAGCAACCAAAAGCAGAACCCAAGAAAUUUGCAUUUGACUACUCGUAUUGGUCACAUGACGGCUUCAAAGAAGACGCCAACGGAUAUUUACAGCCCACUGCAGCCAAAUACUGUGAUCAGCAUAAAGUGUUCCAAGAUCUCGGAAUUGGUGUGCUUGACAAUGCAUGGAAGGGCUACAACUGCUCCUUAUUUGCCUAUGGUCAGACGGGCAGUGGCAAAUCCUACUCAAUGGUCGGUUAUGGCGCUAACAAAGGUAUUGUGCCCGUUUCGUGUGAGGAACUUUUCAAGAGAAUUAAUGAGAAAAGGAAGUCGGCUGCCGAGGGAGAGGAGUAUCAGUGUACGUUCAGUAUGAUGGAAAUCUACAAUGAACAGGUCCGCGAUCUGCUCAACCCAAAAGGUGCCAAGGCUGGUGGACUCAAGGUUAGGCAGCAUCCGUCAAAGGGUUUUUAUGUGGAUCAGAUGACUGUCUCUCCCGUCGAUAGUUACGCAGAUAUCGAUGCCAAGAUCACUGAAGGUACCAAAAACAGGACAGUCGCUGCUACAAACAUGAACGCCACAAGCAGUCGGGCCCACACUAUUGUGACAGUGAAUUUUACUCAGAAGAAUAAAGAAAGUGGACAGAGCAUGACCAAGACUUCAUCCAUCAACUUGGUGGAUUUAGCUGGAAGUGAGAGGGCCGAUUCAACGGGAGCAACAGGUGAUCGUCUCAAAGAGGGCUCCAUGAUCAACCAGUCGCUUAGCACCCUUGGUAAUGUCAUCAAAGCCCUGGCUGAUCUCUCUAUGGGAAAAUCGAAAACACAAGUGCCUUACCGUGACUCGGUCCUUACCAAACUGUUGAAGAACGCCCUUGGAGGAAACAGUAAAACCGUUAUGAUAGCGGCCUUGAGCCCUGCUGACAUCAACUUUGAUGAAACAUUGUCAACACUCAGGUUCGCUGACCGAGCAAAGGCUAUCAAAACAAAGGCUGUGGUGAACGAGAGUCCCACUGAUAAACUGAUCAGGGAGCUGAGGGAGGAAAAUCUGAAACUGAUGGAGAUGUUAAAGAGCGGUGGUGUCAUGGCAGCGCCAGAUGCUGGCGCGUCGGCUGCUGCCGGCGGAUACACAGAAGAAGAGGUUGCUGAAAUGAAGCGUGAAAUGGAGGAAGCAAUGAAGAAGAACAGUGAGGAUUUGGAUCAAAUGAAGAAGACUUGGGAAGAACAGAUGAAGAAAGAAAUGGAGGAAAAUAAGGGCAAAGCCGAAAUUGGAAAGAAAGAACAAGAAAAAAAAAAGACCACACCUUAUUUGUGGAAUUUGAAUGAGGAUCCGAGUCUUACGAACAUGAUCACACACAUCAUUGAGAAUGGCAAGACACGUGUUGGCACCCCUGCGGCUGAUCCAGCUGCUAACAUCAUACUCAAGGGAUUGAGUAUUCAGAAGGAACAUGCCAUCAUUAUAAACAAGAAUGGCACCGUGACAAUUAAACCUUGCUCAGGAGCACAACUCAUGAUCAACGGUCAGGCGGUGAAGGGGGAGACUUUACUUCAUCACAAUGACAGAGUGUUAUUUGGAUCUUCUCAAUUCUAUAUCUUCCACCACCCGAAAGAACUUGCCAAACUCGCCAAGAAGAAAGGCAAAAUUGAAGCAAUGACGUUUGAGGAUGCUCAGCAGGAAAUUGCUCAGAAUUCUGGGAUGUUGGCCGCUGCAGGUGGAGGAAAGGCUGGUCAGAAGAAAGAGGAUCUCCUCCUCCAAGAAGACCUUGUCACCAUACUACCGAUGUUGAAUGAAGCAAACGCCAUGUCCGAGGAACUGGACAAGAAGGUCAAGUUUGAGUGUGCCCUCAUUUCACCGCAGGCACGAGGCCUGAGAGAAGGCAGGACAGAGGUGAAAGUAAAGAUGGUUAACAUGGAGACGGGCAAUGAGUGGAUGUGGGACAGAAUCAAGUUCAUCAACAGGAAGUACCUCAUGCAAGAGAUGUACCAGAACUACGUGCAGGGAGGAGAAUGGGAUGUACCAAGGGACCAAGAUCCAUUCUGGGAACCUGUCGACACAGACCUUCUCAUCGGUUCCGUCCACGUCUACCUUCAGUCCAUCGGUUACCUCAUUGAAGUGGAAGAAAAUCUGACGAUCACCGAUUUCAAGGGGAAUGAACAAGGUCAUAUGGUUGUGGAGAUUCGACCGUGCAAUAAGCAGUGGGCUGAUCUUGAUGAUGAAUUUGUUGACGAUCCUAUUGAACUCGUCGGCAAAGAUCUUUACUUCAAGUUGAAGAUUCAAAACAUCCUGGGGCUGCCUGCCAAAUUUGGUUCUAGUUAUUGUAAAUUUAGGUUUUAUCUCGAUGAGAAAGAAUCCAGUACAAAAAUCGUUGCCGGGACGAUAAAUCCAAACUUCGAUUAUGAGAAAAACUACGGUUUUAAUCCAGUAACUGAACAGUUGAUCAACUACCUCGCCAACAACCCACUUGUCAUCGAAGUCUGGGGCAAACAGAAGGAGGAGGGCGACAAGCGAGGGAAGGGCGCCGGCAAUACUAAACAGCUCAUGUCUCGCGAGAAAACAAUGGUCAUGGGAACCAAACAGGGUGGAAAACAAACUGAUGAUUUGGAUGAAGCGAAGUAUAAGAUGAAUGUGGAGCUUAAUACAUUGAGGAAAAGAGCAGAGAGAGCAGAACUCAAAGUGAAAAGAGUGUGGGACAUCGUGGAUGCCGCCAAAAAGAACAAGCAGGACGUGAUCAAGGUUUCGCAGGUCGAUCAAGCGCUUCGCACCCCAGCAAGAUGGAAAGCUGCAGCCAUGGUGAUAAAGAAUGUGAACAUGACACGGCAAGUCAAGAUGGGCAAGGAGACUUCCGCUGCUUGUGUGAUACAGUAGAAGUAGACUUACACGUAGCUCGAGAUGAUCAUAAAGAUCAAACAUGUUCCCCUCAAAGUUUGUUGUAAAGUGUUCAAAUUUAUUUUUGUAAGGGACUAGGUAAUGAGACUUCCGUUUACAUGAAUUAUAUUUUUGUGCUCAGCUUCAUAUUGUACGUCACUAUAUUAAAACUGAAUGCGAUAUUAUCAAACUGCGAUAAAGAUACCUUGACGUUAUCAGUUAUUUAUCAUCCAUCUUGUGUGCUUCUUAUACAAGUCUAUGUAGAUCAUUGAAUUAAACGUAUGUUCUACAGA